UGUCGUAGAAACAUUAGACAACAGGCUAUCCCUGUAACGUGCAUCAGUCCAGGAGGACAGCUUCAGCUCUGCCAGCAGGCUGUGGAUCGGGCAGCCAGGAUGGCAGAGAGGAACACCAGAAUUGCCAUUGUCAACCACGACAAGUGCAAGCCAAAGAGAUGCCGCCAGGAGUGCAAGAAGAGCUGCCCUGUGGUCAGAAUGGGUAAACUGUGCAUAGAUGUCACCCCUCAAAGCCGAAUUGCAUGGAUUUCUGAAUCACUGUGUAUUGGUUGUGGAAUCUGCGUUAAGAAAUGUCCAUUUGGGGCUUUGUCCAUCAUCAACUUGCCAAGCAGCCUGGAGGAUGAGACUACUCACAGAUAUUCUGCCAACUCCUUCAAGUUGCAUAGAUUGCCAGUUCCCAGGCCUGGAGAGGUUUUAGGGCUGGUGGGAACCAACGGGAUUGGGAAAUCUACAGCACUGAAGAUUCUGUCAGGGAAACAGAAACCCAACUUGGGGAAGUACGAUGCUCCCCCGGACUGGCAAGAGAUACUCACCUUUUUCCGCGGUUCAGAGCUCCAGAACUACUUCACCAAGAUCCUGGAGGAAAACCUCAAGGCUGUUGUCAAGCCUCAGUAUGUGGACCAGAUCCCCAAAACUGUUCAGGGAAACGUUGGCUCCAUCCUGAGCAGGAAAGAUGACACCAAAACCAAAGAUGUGGUCUGUGAACAACUUGAUCUGACUCAUCUCAGGGACAGAAAUGUAGAGGACCUCUCAGGAGGGGAGCUGCAGCGCUUUGCUUGUGCCGUUGUCUGCAUCCAGAGGGCUGACAUCUUCAUGUUUGAUGAGCCAUCCAGUUACCUGGAUGUGAAGCAGCGUUUAAAAGCUGCCAUCACCAUCCGCUCCCUCAUCACCCCAGACAGGUAUAUCAUAGUAGUGGAGCAUGACUUGAGUGUCUUGGACUACUUGUCUGACUUCAUCUGCUGUGUCUACGGGGUGCCCAGUGCCUAUGGAGUGGUCACCAUGCCUUUCAGCGUCAGGGAAGGCAUCAACAUCUUCCUGGACGGUUAUGUGCCUACAGAGAAUCUGCGUUUCAGAGAGACCUCGCUGGUGUUCAAGGUAGCUGAGACAGCCAAUGAGGAGGAGGUCAGAAAACUGUGCCGCUACCAGUACCCAAACAUGAAGAAAACCAUGGGUGACUUCACUCUGGAGGUCAUGGAGGGAGAGUUCACAGACUCUGAAAUCGUGGUCAUGCUAGGAGAGAAUGGGACAGGUAAAACAACAUUCAUCAAAAUGCUUGCUGGGUGCCUCAAACCAGAUAAAGGAGGUGAAGUGCCAAUCCUCAGUGUCAGCUACAAGCCACAGAAAAUCAGCCCCAAAUUCAAAGGCAGCGUCAGGGCCCUGCUUCAUGAGAAGAUCCGUGAUGUCUACACACACCCUCAGUUUGUCACAGAUGUCAUGAAGCCCAUGCAUAUCAACAGCAUCAUUGACCAAGAUGUCCAAAACCUGUCAGGAGGUGAACUGCAGCGGGUGGCCCUGACUCUGUGUCUGGGGAAACCUGCUGAUGUCUAUCUGAUCGACGAGCCCUCUGCCUACCUGGACUCAGAGCAGCGUCUCAUGGCUGCCAGGGUCAUCAAACGAUUCAUCCUCCAUGCUAAGAAGACUGCUUUUAUUGUGGAGCACGACUUCAUCAUGGCCACCUACCUGGCAGACCGGGUCAUUGUGUUUGAUGGUGUUCCCUCCAAGAGUACCACUGCAAACACGCCGCAGACCUUACUCGCAGGGAUGAACAAAUUCUUAUCGCAGCUGGAGAUCACAUUCAGGAGAGACCCUAACAAUUUCCGACCAAGGAUUAAUAAGAUGAAUUCCAUGAAGGAUGUGGAGCAGAAGAAGAGUGGCAACUAUUUCUUUCUGGAUCACUAAUGGCGCCUUUUCUACAUAAGAAACAGCAAGACCACCUCAGCAGAAAGCCUCCUCCGGGUCCAUGGUUUAAAGCAAGGCUUCUCACUCAGCUCCUCAGGGCCCUCAGCAGAAGGGACACAGGAGGUUAAGUGCAGCUCUGGCACACACCCGAUUCUUCCUAUCUAAUUAUUUUAACUCUCCGAAAUAGAGCAACAUGAUAAAUCUGGAGUGUCACAAAUAAUGAGCUGGGGAACAGAGCCUUUAAAAGCCCUUGCUUGUGCUAUGGGCUGGGCUCACCAGACACACACACGCACAAAUAUAUAUACGUAUGCCUUUGGGAUCCAAAGGAGUAUUUUAUCAUGGGAUUCAAAGAGAAUAUCUAAUUAAUAA
Myripristis murdjan (pinecone soldierfish) is the source of this 2268-nucleotide messenger RNA. RefSeq names its product ATP-binding cassette sub-family E member 1. The record is from RefSeq and is a predicted model, not a curated record. Gene Ontology annotation, molecular function: ATP binding; ATP hydrolysis activity. The transcript has 18 exons. NCBI's taxonomy places the organism in Eukaryota, Metazoa, Chordata, Actinopteri, Holocentriformes, Holocentridae. Bases 100 to 1899 code for a protein of 599 amino acids.